Ziziphus jujuba (common jujube) is the source of this 1230-nucleotide messenger RNA. RefSeq lists its product as uncharacterized. The transcript has 6 exons. Gene Ontology annotation, molecular function: protein binding. Bases 484 to 1020 code for a protein of 178 amino acids. NCBI's taxonomy places the organism in Eukaryota, Viridiplantae, Streptophyta, Magnoliopsida, Rosales, Rhamnaceae. The record is from RefSeq and is a predicted model, not a curated record.
ACUAAUUGGCCCAGUGAAAUUUUUUAGGACCGACAGAGAAGAAGUACAAAACGACGACGUUGGGUAUAGAUAACAACGCCGAUUAUGGUGCAGAGAACAAGCACCGGAAAUAAAUACCUAAGUCCCUCUCCAUAAGGACCUCCAUUCUUAACCUCCGAAGAUACAAAUUUUCUUUCUCUUUUUCCAUCGAAGUUUGCGGUUAAAAUCUACAAAGAGAAUGAUGAUUUGAGAGGCAGCCAAAGAAGGAAGCUUAAGAAUCUUUUUUUUUUUUUUUUUUUUUUUUGGAGCUACGAAUUUGCGUUGGUGAUGGGGGUUCAAAAUAUUUGGGGGCUGAAGAAUAUUGGACACAUUGUGGGUGUUAGAGGUAUUAAUAAGUGAGUUCGUGCUUUCGGUAUAUCUGGAUGGUUGAUUGUCAUGAAUACCAAUUUCUACAAGGUAGAAAGAAAGGGAAAAAUCAUUCAAAUUAAAUAGAACUGCUUAAAAAUGUUCACAAAUGAUCGGAGGCAAGAAGAACGAACUGGAAGAUAUGGAACUCCAAGGUUGCAAUACCUUCAGGAAUUAGUCAGUCAAUUUCAGAACUCAACUGAUGAAGAAACAAAAGAGAGAGUUGUUGCUAAUUUGGCAAACUUUGCUUAUGAUCCUUAUAAUUAUGCUUUCUUGCGCCAGCUCAAUGUUUUGGAACUUUUCCUGGACUGCAUAACAGAACCAAAUGAGAAGCUUGUGGAAUUCGGAACUGGAGGAAUCUGUAAUUCCUGUGCUGAUCCAGCAAAUGCUUCAAUAAUCACUCAGUGUGGUGGAAUUCCUCUACUCAUUCAAUGUCUGUCAAGCCCAGUUAGAAACACUGUAAAUUAUGCACUUGGGUCUCUUUAUUAUCUCUGCAACACAUCUAACAAAGAAGAGAUUUUAAAGCCAGAAGUUGUUGAUGUUAUCAAGAAAUAUGCUGCAGCUGAAGCUGCUAGUGUCAGCUUCAGCAAUCUGGCGAUGGCAUUUUUGGACAAGCAUGUCUCCGAAAGCAAGUGACAGCGGAAGCAGAUACUUUCUAAAAACACUUAAAUAAUUUUGCCAUAUAUUCUAAUUUAUCCUUGUUAUGAAUUUUCUUCCUCUUUUUGCAAAAUAUUGUCAAUUCUUCGUAUGAAUUACUCAUCAUCAGUUGUAGUUAUUGUAUCAGACUUCUUAACCAUUAAACUUUUCCUGCUCUAACGUAAUGUGUUAUGUUUUGAAUUUUUUUUA